Molecule: messenger RNA, 1653 nt
Organism: Bradysia coprophila
Lineage: Eukaryota; Metazoa; Arthropoda; Insecta; Diptera; Sciaridae
Source: RefSeq, a predicted model, not a curated record
AUGAGUUCUCAGACUACCGAUGUACUAAAUUUAUCGAAAUGUGCGAUUGCCAAGCCAGUUCAAUUUUCUUUGCGUCCGUUCGGCGGUCUAUUCAAUCCCUAUUCGAAAGGAUGUUCCAUUCUUUGCAAUCAUCCUGGCCCGAAUGAAGUGAAAGAUGUUGUUAAACAAGUUAAAGAGACCUGGAUCAGUGAAGGCAAAGGUCAUUUCUAUCGGGAGGAGAAUCAUGGUAGAAACGACAUUGAUGUGUUUGACAGUGACAUUCAGGAACAUAUUCCGGAGGAGUUCUUUCGCCGGUACACCGGCUCGGAUUCGCGUCCAUUAACGCCAACGCCGACGGUAGCUAGUGGACGGACACGAACUAGUGCCGGUUCGCAUAUAAAUGCGAGACGUUGUUUUACGCCAGAUCCGGUUAAUAGCAUGGCGAAGGAGAGAAAGCAGCUGAUUUUGGACUUGAGGAGGAGUCAUAGUCAAGAAACAUUAUUCUGGAAUGCUUCGUCUGAACUUACACCCAGCGUACAGAAUCAAGAAAAGACCCAGCAAACAGACUCUCCACCAAAAAAUCAAAGACUGUGCGAAAUCGAGGCGAGAAAAAAGUCUGCAGAAAAGAAAGCACAACAGGCAAAAUUAGAAGCAGAAGCCAAAGCUAAUCAAAUUGAGUGCAUAAAUGAUCAGGAUGAAGUUGAAGACGAAGGGGAUGAGCCGCGUAGACGCGGAAAGCGUAAAUCGAAGAAGUCAAAGGUACCAGCAACUACUACAUUUCAAGUUAGCCAAGAACCAGAAACGCAAAUAGCAACAUUGGGUCCUGACGAUUCACCGAAUCCGAGUGGCAGACCAUCACUGAUACCGAAUGAACAGAGAAUACCCCGAUUAUCGUUGUUGAUGAAAGGUCAAUCGAAUGACUCGCGCGAAGAAUAUUUAAAAUCGAGUUUUAUCAGCGAAGAAGCUUUGAAAUUCUUGCGAUGUGGACUGAAUAUAGAUGUGGUGGAGAGUAAUUUUGAGCGAUAUAUGAGUAAAGCUUUGCAGGAAGCCUUUCGUACGAUUCCUCCGGAAAAACUUGAAUAUGAAAGCGAGGCGCUUAGAAAAUUCAAGGAAACUAUCGACAUAACUGAGGUGGAUAACGAAAAAUGGUUGAAAAUGCCACGAAAAUAUACGAGACGAUCAGCUCGAUUUGGCUUGACUGUGAAUACUUACGAGCUCGCAACUAUGACACCAUUCCAAUACAUCAGCAAGCACGUUUGGAUAUCAGAGCAUCGGAAGCAACAUUAUCGUUUCGUUUUCAAGAAAUUCUUACCAGACCCGACCGAAGAAACUCAAGGUAAAACGAGUCAACCGAAUCCCGAACACAUUACCGAUUUUCCCCAUCCAAAACCAAAGUACGAAGAGCGAACUAUUUCAUUUAUCGACGUUCGGAACGCUUUGUCCGAUGCUCUAGGAUUUUACGGAACAGCCGAGAAAAUCACUGAAAUUUUGGAUAUUCUCUGCAUGAACGAAAAUGAUCACAAAGUUUUGAAUUUUCGGUCGUGGUGUGGUCUUAUCGCGUUCAGCGAACGGUAUUUGAAUAAAUUGUCGCAUGAAGAGGAUCCGAGAGAUGAGGUCAGUAAUGCCCUUAUUUCGUACGGUUGUGGUAUACAAGUUAUGAAACGUUCUUUUUAG